Molecule: messenger RNA, 1175 nt
Organism: Lineus longissimus
Lineage: Eukaryota; Metazoa; Nemertea; Pilidiophora; Heteronemertea; Lineidae
Exons: 8
Coding region: 1-651 (216 amino acids)
Source: RefSeq, a predicted model, not a curated record
AUGACUGUCAUACCACCCGUGAAAAUAUUCUAUCUGCGAUUAAAUAAUGCCUUUUCAGGUCUUUCCGAGGACACAGAUUCCGUCAUCGCAAUAGUUUACGUUGAUGUCAAUGAGUAUCCUCACGACUCCAAUUUGACCAUUUCCAUCCUGCUUGAUGUGCUGCUAAUGCACCACCGCAUCUUUAAACCCAAACUCCAUCUACAAAUUGACAAUUGUUGGAGGGAGAACAAGAAUCGCUACAUUCUUUCAUUCUUGUUCUUCCUUGUGCAUAUAGAUGUUUUUGAAGAGGUAUCUCUGAACUUCUUACCAGUUGGUCAUACGCAUGAGGAUGUUGAUCAGAUGUUCAGAUGUAUCAAUACAGCCAUUUCUUCCUGCGGCAAUAUCAAUACUCUGGAUGAAUUCAUGGAUAGACUGACGGACAAAGACACAUUCUCGCCUAAGAUUGAAGUACAUAAUGUACAAAGUGUGUUCAACUGGCGUGACCACAUAAUUCCAUUCUUGCCUGUCAACUUCAGUGGCCAAUCCAAGCCACACCAGUUCAAAUUCAGGAAAGUAGAUGGGCAGGCAAGGAUGCGCUAUCGCCUGUGGGCUGAUGACCCGUGGAGCCCUGAGGGACCAGGCAUGACAUGCCUUGAGGCUUCCCAGAUAUAGCUGACGAACAAGCAGUGGUUGAACCCAGCACCGAGCGAAUGGAGCUGGACGAGGUCCGCAAAGGCGUCAAGGCUCUCGGGCCAAGACUGGUGUCCCGAGAUCACCAGUGGUGGGACCGCUACUUCCUAGCACUGGAAAAUCCUAACGUCAAUGACAAGGAAUGGCCGCUGCCCAAAAUCAGCCAAACGAUCGGCUUUUGGAAAAUUGAUGAAGAUAUGACAGACGUACCGCAGCAUCUGUUGGAGAUCAGAUCCGGCCUCACACAACAAUGCCCAGCGGUGAUCAUUGGUAAUCAAGGACAAAUGCCGGCAAUUCAAGAGGUAGAUCGAACAAAAAUUGAGAUUGGUGAUCUGGCGGCAAUAUACACCGUGGAAAAGGAGGGUAGACCAUGGAUCGCCAAGGUGAUUGAUAUCAAUGAGGACACGAUCAAGAUUCAUUGGUUCCAUGGGUCUUGGAAUGGAGUUUGCCGGCCAUGGUACAACAACAUCAGCAAAAAGCAAGUACCACGGCUGGAUGAAGUUCAU